Blastomyces gilchristii SLH14081 is the source of this 1559-nucleotide messenger RNA. RefSeq lists its product as uncharacterized. Lineage: Eukaryota; Fungi; Ascomycota; Eurotiomycetes; Onygenales; Ajellomycetaceae. The record is from RefSeq and is a predicted model, not a curated record. The transcript is spliced from 2 exons. Bases 341 to 1399 code for a protein of 352 amino acids.
GCUACGGGGAGAAUAAUGAGGUAAUUGGUUUUUCCCCGUCCUUUUUAUAUCCCUCCUUGCAUAUCCAUUCAUUAUUCAAGAGUUCAGAUUGUCUUUUUUUUGAGCAAUAGAUUUCCGGUUCGGUAUUUUAUUUUGCAUUGAGUUUGGCACAUACAGCCAAUCACUAACCCACAUGUUGAGGAAAGAAUAGGUGGGAGGUAUACAUACAUACACGCUGCACAGUUUGAUUUUGUACUGCAUUUUCGUGAGAGAGAGAGAGAGAGAGAGAGUCUGGGAUAGGUUUUAAUCGUCUCAAGAAACCAAAUUGAAUUCAGAGAUAUUAAAUUAAAUAAACGCAACAAUGGCGGCAGCGCAGAGCUUUGGAGAGGCCAUUGCCAUCUCCCCAGUAUCAUCACAUACCUACGCCGCAUAUCUACGACCGGAAUGGUGUAUCGGAACAGUGCCCCAUGGCGGUUACAUAGCCUCUCUCUUCCAUAAUGUGGCCGUCAUCCAUCUCAAACACACCCACCCAACCCUCCACUCCGGCACGCCGCACCCAAUAGCCCUCCACCUCACCUUCCUGCGCCGCACCGAUGCUGGCCCAGCCGCCUUCGUCGUCCAAGAUACAAAACUCGGCUCGCGCACGUCCACCCUCCACGUAACCCUCAGCCAACAUGACCCGGACGGUGCUGUCCGCCACGAGGUCGCCGGCUACAUUACCGUGUCUAACUUCGACACGGAGGAGGGCCCCACCAUGCAGACCGGGUACGAGCUGUAUCCCAAGCCGGCACCGGGUUCCCGACCAGACCAGGCAGUCGAUCUUGUGAAAUUAGCCCGUGACGGCCGCGACGGCAACUGGGAGCGGUUCCAUAUUGCCUUCUCGUCCAUGCGCAAGGCGUCGAAUCAUGUGGAAUUCUACACGCCCCGGUACACGAAGGAGGCGGGCGGGCGGACAAAGGGCCCGUCGGGCUUUGUGGAGCAGUGGGUGCGGUUUAAGCCGUAUGGAAAAGUAGGGCGCUGGACCGAUAGCACGCUGGGGUAUCUGGUUGAUAUGUUCCCGAUGAUGUUGGAGAGGUUUGAUUCGAAGCCGUGGCAGGGCGAUAGUGCGGCUGACAAACUUGAGAUGGCGCGGUACUGGUAUCCGACUGUCUUGUUGAAUAUGGAGUUUAAGAAGAAGUUGCCGGCGGAAGGGGUGGAGUGGCUGUAUUCCCGUGUGCAGACUAAGGUGUUAAAGGAUGGGAGGAUGGAUUUGGAUCUCGUUGUUUUGGAUGAGAAGGGUGAGGUUGUGGUGGUGAGUAACCAUGUGUCUUUGAUUGUGAGUGCGCAGAGGAAUAUUGAGCCUAGGAAGGGUAAAGGCAAGGGGAACGGGAACGGGAACGGGAACGGGAAUGGGAAUGGGAAUGGAGGGAGUAAGCUAUAGCCUUUCUCCCUGUUCACUCCUAGUUAGAAAGGCAUUGCGCUAGAGUGUAUAUAGUUAUAGAUAUAUAUAGACGCAUAAGUGUAUAUAACCAAUUUUAGAUUUCCAGAUUUCCAAGAGUCCAUUUCUCCAUAACUGGUGGGGUGGGGUAGAAAGCCCCUUU